AUGCCUGCCAUCACUGCGAAGCCAACUAAAAAUCAGCUGAAGAGAGCGAAGCGGAAAGCGAAGAAGAAUGAGCUAAAAUCUAGUGAAAAUUCUCCUGCGCCGAAAGGCGAUACGGUGGAGGAGGUUGUUGAGACGAAGGAUUAUAAGCAAAAUCGCCCUCUGUCAUCGAAACAUUCUCCAUCUGAGGCUGCUCCGCCGGAGCGCAACGACAGCGGCAACGCCAAUGUAGACGGAAACACGAACACAAACGCAGACACAAACCCAACCGACCCUGAAAACCUCUACGACUCCCUCGACCCUCUCUACGAGAUGUACAGAGACGUUCUCACCAAAUUCGAAAAACUCGAAAGGAACGAAGACUCCCUUUCCAAAGAACCCGACAAGCCCGAAGUAUAUUUCGACGACGACAAUGACAUCCCAGACGAAGAAGAAGAAGCCACCGGCCCCAAACUCUCCAAAAAGAAACGCAAGGAAAUGAACAAGCUCUCCGUUGCCGAACUGAAAGCCCUAGUCCGAAAACCAGAAACGGUCGAGUGGACAGAUACCUCCGCCUCCGAUCCACGACUACUAGUGCACAUCAAAGCGUACCGCAAUGUCGUCCCAGUGCCAACCCACUGGUCCCUGAAGCGCGAAUACCUCUCCUCAAAACGCGGUGUCGAAAAGCCCCCCUUCGCCCUGCCCAAAUUCAUCCAGGAAACCGGCAUCGCCGAAAUGCGCGACGCAGCCCUCGAGAAACAGGAACAAGCAACCCUAAAGCAAAAGCAGCGCGAACGCGUCCAGCCCAAAAUGGGCAAGUUGGACAUCGACUACCAAAAGCUCUACGAAGCCUUCUUUCGCUUCCAGACUAAGCCCGAAUUAACCCGCUACGGUGAGGUGUACUACGAAGGCAAGGAAUACGAAACGAACCUUCGCCACCUGCGGCCUGGUGAGCUGAGCGAUGAGCUCAAAGAUGCAUUGAAUAUACCACCCGGCGCCCCCCCGCCAUGGCUCAUUAACCAACAACGCUUCGGCCCGCCUCCGUCGUAUCCUGCGCUGAAGAUACCCGGUCUCAAUGCCCCGCCCCCCCCUGGGGCUAUGUGGGGUUACCACCCCGGCGGAUAUGGAAAGCCACCUGUCGACGAGCAUAACCGGCCGUUAUACGGUGGUGAUAUUUUCGGUGUCUUACAGACGCAGUCUAAUGUGCAGCUAGGAGAGCCUGUGGAGAAGGAGUUGUGGGGAGAGUUGCAGGCGCCGGAGGAAGAGGAGGAGGAGGAAGAGAGUGAGGAGGAAGAGGGUGGGAGUGGGGAUGAGGGAGAUGAGGAGGAAGGGCGUAUGAGGAUGGGACUGCAGACGCCUAGUGGCUUGGAGACGCCGAGCGGAAUGGUAUCGACGAUUCCGUCGGAGUUUGGAGGGGCGGAAAGUGUUGUUGGUGCCAGCGGGGAGUUUGAUGUGCGGAAGCAUACGCGCGGGACGGAGACUGAAGAGUCGCCUGCUGCAUACCAUAGGUCGGCCUACACAGUUGUUCCUGAGCGGACAACGGCUGUUAAGGGGUUCUUUGGCGGGGAUCGGGCGUAUGAUCUUAAAGCGGCGGCUGCAUCUGCAUCUACAUCUGGCGCAGCUGCGCACGGUAAUCUCCCCGUGCUUGGUGUGGAUGAUCAGAGCCGCAAGCGGAAGAAGCCCGGUGAUGUGGACGUUUCUGUGGAUUUGGAUGCGAUGCAGGGGAGCGAUGGGACUGGGAUUGAUAAGGAGAGGUUGAAGGGGUUGUAUGAGAAGGGGAGGAGGGAGGAGGGUGUUGCGGGUGUGGGGAGUGCGAAUUGGGGGUUUCAGGAAGAUUUGAGUGAUAUGAUUGCUAGUGAGAGUCGGAAGAGGUUGAAGAAGGAGGAGGAGAAGAGAGGGAAGAGGUAG
This is a messenger RNA of Paracoccidioides brasiliensis Pb18, 1884 nucleotides long. Its product is annotated as U2 snRNP complex subunit CUS1. Bases 1 to 1884 code for a protein of 627 amino acids. Gene Ontology annotation, biological process: mRNA splicing, via spliceosome. The transcript has 2 exons. Gene Ontology annotation, cellular component: U2 snRNP; nucleus; U2-type spliceosomal complex. The record is from RefSeq and is a predicted model, not a curated record.